This is a messenger RNA of Macadamia integrifolia, 2757 nucleotides long. RefSeq names its product splicing factor-like protein 1. Gene Ontology annotation, molecular function: zinc ion binding; mRNA binding. The transcript is spliced from 2 exons. The record is from RefSeq and is a predicted model, not a curated record. Gene Ontology annotation, cellular component: nucleus. The coding region runs from base 199 to 2118 and encodes 639 amino acids. Lineage: Eukaryota; Viridiplantae; Streptophyta; Magnoliopsida; Proteales; Proteaceae. Gene Ontology annotation, biological process: regulation of mRNA splicing, via spliceosome.
GGGAAAAGUCCCCUUAACUCCGUGGGUGAAAGUAAACUUUUAUCCAUAUUUGAUAACAAAACGUUUAUCAGUGAUUAGGUUUCCGAACGAUCUCUCGUCGUUUAGGGGACCGUUUUGAGAUUUGCAGAUUCGUUCAGCGAACGUCUUGGUUGAGAUUCCAUAUAAUCUGUGGCCUGAUAUCUUGUAUCCAAAACAAAGAUGAGGAAAUCUGGGGAAGAAUCACCCGAGGAUAUAUGUAAUGAACCAGAGGAACUAUCUGAGGAGCCUUCAUACGAAUCUGUUUCUCAGCAGUGUUCUGAGAAUGAAAAUGAAGAAAAUGAACCAAGUGAGGAACUUGAAGAGGAACCAGAUGAGGACCAAUCAGAGGAAUCUCUAUCUCAACCAGUUUCAGAAACUGAGACUGAUGAUAAUAAAUGCCACUCAGAAUCUGUGUCAAACAGUUUGAAGGAAAAGAAGAGGCCAUUGGAAGUAAUAGGUGACUCAGGUUCAUUGCAAGUUCAUCCUACACAAAAUAAGUGCAAGCAAGAGGAGUGCUUAGAACCAGAACCAGAUAAUGGAUCUGCUCUUAAAGACCUCCCCAAUAAAUCUGGAAGCUCUAAAGAAUUUGUUAAUGCUGAACAUUCUUCUGAACAACAGAGUUGUACGGGAAGUUCAGGAAAACGAAGGCGUAGUAGAUGGGAUCCGCAGCCUAAAGUUGAAAGGGAAGAAGGUGAAGGUGAUAUGACAAGUAAAAGUAGGAAAACCAGGUGGGCUGAUGAAGAUUCCCAGUUAAAAUUGUCGGGACCAAUUCAGCUGCCUGCUUUCAUGAAAGACAUUGUUACUGGAGCUGAUUCUGAUCCUGAAAUUCAGAAGUUGAAAAUGAAGCUUAUUAAUAUAAACAAGAAGCUGCAAGGAUCAGAGAUUCACGAUAAAUUUGGAAACAAGAAGAAAUCAAGGGAUAUCAGGUACCGGAAACUUCUUCAGGAUCGGCAUACUAUCAUUUCAAAGUUGAUUCAGAAGAGCUCUGUUUCCAAACCUCCCCCUGAUUUCAAGCCCACUAACCUCUGCAAGAAAAUUUACAUACCUGUGAGGGAAUUUCCUGGGUAUAAUUUCGUUGGUCUUAUAAUUGGUCCCCGUGGGAACACUCAGAAGAGAAUGGAGAAGGAAACUGGAGCUAGAAUUGUAUUAAGAGGUAAAGGCUCUGUCAAAGAAAAGCGGGCACAUCAGAAGCCUGAUCCCUCAGAUAAUGAUGAUUUGCAUGUGUUGGUAGAGGCAGACAAUCAGAGAUCACUUGAUGAAGCUGUGAGAAUGGUUGAGAGUCUACUAAAUCCAGUGGAUGAAAGAACAAACAAGCACAAACAUGCCCAGUUACAGGAGCUUGCUGUGCUGAAUGGCACUCUUGGAGAUGAGAGCUUGUGUAGAGAAUGUGGUGGGCAGGGACACAAGCAAUAUGCUUGCCCUAGUCGAAAGUCAACUUUUGAUGAUUUAUGUGAUACAUGUGGAGGUAGCGGCCAUCCAACUGCUAGCUGCCCCUUGACAGCAUCUACUCCUGUUAGCAGCAUUGAAAAUCAACUUCGUGGUGUUGCUUAUACUAGAAGUGGAAGUCUCUCUUUUGUUACCUCACCAGUCCCACGAAGCAUGCCUUGGGGAUGUGGCAACAAUGGGUUGUUUACUUCACCAUCCUAUGGUCAUUUUUCUCACCCUGAUGUCAGCGUAACUCCAAAUACAAAAGGCAAAUGUAGUAAAGAAGUUGAUGAUGGGAAUCUAUAUGUGGGCCAUCUUCCUCAAACUUUGAAUGACAAUCAAUUAAGAGAGUUAUUUUCUUCUUUCGGCAAGUUAGCUGAGGUGAAAGUGAUCAAGGACAGAAGCACUGGAGUCAGUAAGGGCUAUGGCUUUGUUAGGUAUGAUGACCCUAAAGAUGCAUCAGCUGCUGUGGCACACAUGCAGGGUCAAAAGAUCGAUGGGAAAUCAUUGGUAGUAAGAGUUGCGAAGGGCUCUGCAAAUGUGGGAUCCUCGGGAAUUGACCUUCUUCCAUAUUUCAGAGGACCUUCACCAAUGUCUCAAGAUAGUGGUGGUCCAACAGCUUGGCCAGGUCCACCUGGCUCAAUGCUGCCCGAACUUCAGGAUACCUAUUUCUAAGAGGUCAUGUAGGUUUGUGUCCCUUGGCCAAUCCCUUUGUAUUCACAGAUUCCUUCAGCAAUCAAUUGCCUUCAUUUUAUGGAUUAUCAAACUAGAGUUUGUCACGUCAUCCAAUUUAUCUGCAAAAUUCCCUGGCAGUUCCAACUAUCCUGGAUCAUCUGUAAAUUGGUUACUAUGAGAUAAAGCAAUGAUGAAUCAGAAGAUCCAAAGAUUUCGAAGAUUCAUAACUUGUGUUUGCUCACCAUGAAGUAAUUCAGCCGAGCCAUGCUUGCUUGUGGAAAAUUAGAAGAGUUCUUUACAAGUGGCAAUCCAAGUCCAAGGGAGUUACAGUUAACAGGGACACUUUUGAUACUUCGGUCAGGCCAGCCAGCACAUGCAGUGGCUUGUGGACAUCCUUAGAACUGCUGCUGGCAGAUCUCCAGAUAAAGGCUGCUGAGAUGGAUCUAGAGAAAAACCUACAAUGGUUUCCAUCUAAUAUCAAGUCCAAUUAUUAACAAUGCAUAGCUCUUGGAAAGGACAACACUAAACAGUAUUAUGGAAGGAUCUCACUCGUGCUGAUUGGUUAGUUCAACAGAGGUUCAAUCCUUGUCUGAUAUCCUCUCUUCUGGAUAUAAUGCCAAUGAGUGAAAACACCCAUGA